CUCACACAUUGAGACUGUGUAGUGUAGAUUGUAGAGUAUCUGUCAACAAUAUAUUAAAUUUCAAAAAUGAGCGAUAACGACAAAGGCCGGGAGUCUUGCUCUGCAUCCAGGAGUGUGAGCCCACGGGGCUCUGGGAAGUCGGGGAGCCAGUCCCCAGCUCAGUCCCCUGCCCACUCAAAAGGAGGCUCCCACUGCUCCCGCUCCAAAUCUCGCUCUCGGUCAAGGUCAAAAUCUUGGUCACAUUCCCACCGCUCACGGAGACACUACAGCCGAUCCCGCUCCCGAUCACGGUCCUAUCAUCACCGAUCUCACAGUAGGUCCUACAGCGGAGAGCGUCGGCGCAGAAGCCACAGCCGUUCGCCCAUGUCCAAUCGUCGGAGGCACAUUGGCAACCGUGCUAAUCCAGAUCCGAAUUGCUGCCUGGGAGUCUUUGGCCUGAGCUUGUACACCACAGAGAGGGAUCUGAGGGACGUCUUCUCCAAAUACGGCCCCCUGGAGGAUGUCUGCAUUGUGUAUGACCAGCAGUCGAGGCGCUCCAGGGGCUUUGCUUUUGUGUAUUUCGAGAACACAGAUGAUGCCAAAGAGGCGAAGGAGCGAGCCAAUGGCAUGGAGCUGGACGGGCGUAGAAUCAGGGUGGACUUCUCCAUCACAAAAAGACCUCACACCCCAACACCUGGAAUUUACAUGGGCCGGCCCACAUACGGAGGAGGCGGUCCAAGCGGUCCCCGACGCUAUUCACGUGACUACGACCGUGGAUAUGACCGAGGUGGAUACGACCGCUAUGAUGACAGGGACUACUACAGAUCAUACAGAAGGCGAUCUCCUUCACCGUACUACAGAGGCGCUUACAGGUCUCGAUCAAGGUCACGGUCUUAUUCUCCCCGUCGAUAUUGAAGGCUUCUGUCCCCUAUCUUCCCAAACAUGUGCAGAAUUUAUUUAUUUAUUUAUUUAGGGGGGGGGGGGGUGUUUUGUUACAUUUUGUAAA
Molecule: messenger RNA, 985 nt
Organism: Pelmatolapia mariae (spotted tilapia)
Lineage: Eukaryota; Metazoa; Chordata; Actinopteri; Cichliformes; Cichlidae
Gene: tra2b
Product: transformer 2 beta homolog
Exons: 8
Coding region: 67-894 (275 amino acids)
Biological process (GO): positive regulation of mRNA splicing, via spliceosome
Cellular component (GO): spliceosomal complex
Molecular function (GO): RNA binding
Source: RefSeq, a predicted model, not a curated record